AUGAUUGGUCGGCUCUUUCCACGGACACUCUUGCUCGGUACACGCGGGUACACGACGCGCACCGCACGCCGCGAGCUGCCACCCGUGCCCAACACAUUCCCCCUGCUGGCCUUUGCGGCCACCGCAGCCGUCGGCAGCUGGGGAGCAUUUACGGUGUAUGCGACGAACAAGGAGAAGCUGUCGUCGAGCAUCUUCAAGUCCAUCCUGGCGCAGGUCAAGUCGUCAGCCUCGGUCCACUCGCUCCUCUCGUCAACACCGGUGCUCAAGCGAGAGCUGUGGUUGGGAGGCGUGCCGCAUGUGAAGGGGGCGGUGAAUAUGAUGCAGGGCCGCGUGGAUCUCAGCUUCAAGAUCACCACCGACAAGGAGGACGACCAGGCAACAGUGUACUUCACCAGCAUCCGCGCGCAUAAACAUGCGCCGUUCGAGAUCAUCCGCUUCCUCGUGGUUAGCGACAAGGGCAGCGUGAGUCUGCUCGAUCAGGGACUUAGUACGAUCGAUGACGAGGGCGAUAUUGUAUAG
This is a messenger RNA of Moesziomyces antarcticus, 519 nucleotides long. Its product is annotated as DUF1783-domain-containing protein. The transcript has a single exon. Gene Ontology annotation, cellular component: mitochondrial inner membrane. Lineage: Eukaryota; Fungi; Basidiomycota; Ustilaginomycetes; Ustilaginales; Ustilaginaceae. Bases 1 to 519 code for a protein of 172 amino acids. Gene Ontology annotation, biological process: mitochondrial respiratory chain complex IV assembly. The record is from RefSeq and is a predicted model, not a curated record.